Cordyceps militaris CM01 is the source of this 855-nucleotide messenger RNA. RefSeq lists its product as uncharacterized. The transcript has 2 exons. NCBI's taxonomy places the organism in Eukaryota, Fungi, Ascomycota, Sordariomycetes, Hypocreales, Cordycipitaceae. The coding region runs from base 1 to 855 and encodes 284 amino acids. The record is from RefSeq and is a predicted model, not a curated record.
AUGCCGACGCUGAUGCAGUUGCUCGUGUCGUUGCUGAUCCUGGCACACACUACAGCGUGCGAAUUCACCAACCCUGGAACGCAAAAUGAGGUUUUGAUUCUCGGACAGCCUCUUAAUGUCACAUAUCGGGGAAUAAAGUAUCAGAACUAUUCCAUUGCCCUGUGGCAGCAAUUUCCAAAAGGAGGAGGAGCAAUUUUGGGUCCAGCCAUCUACGAGACAAGAGGUUACCCCUCCAGCGGCUUUGCGUGGAUUGUACAGCUGUACGACUUUGACCUAGACUACUCCGACAGGUUCUUCUUCUGGCUGUUUGAAGGCGACUACUCGAACCAGGGCUACCCUAGCGAGGUCGGAUCAAUGGUGUCUGGCUACUUUAUAAUUUCCACGUCCAAGACGUCCGCCUCCCCUUCCCCCUCGCCGAGUGCAACGGCCACGUCUACGACAACGACGGCGGCGGCGACGGCGACGGCCACCAGCCAGACAAGUGCGACUCCCACGCCACUCGGCGGCCAAGGCCUAUCGACUCAUGCCAAAAUUGGAAUCGCCCUAGGCGCCCUCGCUGCUGGUCUCGCACUCAUCGUCGCAGUUGGGUUCUUCCUGCGGUAUAGAUGCCAGAAGAAGAGGACAAGGCCGGGCGUAUCGGGCAACAGCGUUUUUUAUUCAACACCAUACUGCUCGCCAGUACACCCGGACACUGACUUGUUAUACAAGUCCCAAGCACCGGGUACUGAAUUGCUCUACAAGUCGCACGUCAUGGCCUCGCAGGCUCCGCCCAGGGUAAUGACACACAUGUCAGGUUCCCAUCCGGCCCAGUACGGUCGACAGGUCAAUCGAGAGCCGGUCGAGAUGGGUAUAUAA